AGACAGGAAAGGUGAAGAAAAAAAUCAGAGACGAAAUGAAUCAGCGAACAAAACUUCAGGCCAAAGUUAAAUUGGAUGCUGCAGAUCUAGCUCAGUUUAAAGAAAGCACCAAUAAGAAGAAAGAAAGAGCCUCAAAUAAGGUUGCACAAGUUGAGAAAGCUGUUGAAAAUAUUGAAACAAAAUUUAAAGAACUGGAAGCUAUAUACCAAAACCACUAUGAAAUAUUUUUAAUGUUAAACAAGAAACUAAAUGAACUCAAAGAGAGCCAGCAAUCAAUAUCUGAAAAUCUGGAGAAUGAAAAAAAAGAUUUGCAAAAUGAGUUGACUAAUGAUCAGAAAGAGUAUUUGGACAGCUUCAAUCUGCUUAACUACACCCUCAGGCAAAUUGAGACACUACAGAAAAAUAUUCUUCAAAAGCAAGUCUUAAGAACUGCAUUAUUAAAAGAUAUUGAAAAAUACAAAAAAAGUAUUGAAGAUUUAGAGCCAGUUCGAGAUCUGGUAGAGUUCAAGCACAACAAUGCGACAAACCUCAUCACCAAUCUUAAGUCUGAACUUGCAAUAGCUAAAAAAAGGUGGGCACUUAUGGAGGAAAAGGACUGGAAGUUGCUUCAGGAAAGAAGAGAGGAACGAAAAGAAGUAAGAACCAAGCUUGCUUCAGCACUCAUGGAAAAUGAUAACCGAACUGCAGAGUAUAAACAACUGCAAGGAACUUAUCUGGACACGAAAAGUAAACUUGCAGAUAUCUACUAUGACAGACUGAAGACUGAAGAUCGUAUCAAAGAUUAUCUACAGCUCUCUGCACUACAAACCAGGAUGCAUAAAGCGCUAGUGGACUACUCCAGACAACGGGGCCUUUAUAGCCAAGCAGAGCUGGCAACGUUCCAGGCUGUCUCUCGUGAGAAUGCUCAGAAAAUAAUAGCUGUGCAGGGGGAGAUGUCAAAAUCCAUUCAGCGUAUGUCUGCUUUCCUACAAUCUUUGGCAGAUGCUUGUGAAACAAAGGAAGAUACUGAAAACAAACAGUGUAACCAAGGUGGUAUAAUCAAAGACAAGAAAAGUCAUGCAGUUCAAGUAACGGUGUAAUUGGACAUUCACCUGUUUGCCAUUUCACACUUCUAUGGACUGCAACUCAGUCACCUCCCAUCAUGCUUUGUCUUCUUUUACUUACAGCAAAUCCAUAACAAUGAAACAGGUGACUUUCAUGCUGCUGUCAGGAACGAUCUAAUUUCAGCUUUGGGUGACUGAUUGCAAUUGGCUUUGCCUCAUCUGAUAAUUAAUCUAUGUCAUGAUUAAUUGGAAGAGAGAAUAAUUACUGGCGAUGUUGACAGUGACUGUACGCUUCUCCAGAUUUCUGUCUAUUGCUCAGGCCUAACUAAUAACUUUACAGUUCAUCACUGAAACUUUAUACAUGUAGUAACAAUCUGUAUAGAUGUAUAAUGGUGUUACACAUUCUACCUGGUGGCUCUUUGUUAGCACUUGUCAAUAGUUUUGAGUGCCAAAAGCAGUCUGCAUAUUACCAUUCUUCGUAUUUUAUCUUAAUUUUGUGGAAGUUUAAAGUUUUCAAUGAGCUGGAGAUGAAUGAUUAAUGAAUAAAUUCAAAUGCUUCAUUUUGUCCAUGGAUCAUUAGUCAAGUCCUUUGUGUUAAAGACCUGCGAAAGGAGUAGAAAUUAUUGAGACAUUAGCCUGAAGCAAUCUCGAGGUAAAUAUUAUGCAAAAAGAAAAAAUGUUUAGUGCACAUCGUAUAGUGAUCACUGACCCUAUGAGAACAUUUUCACCAGGGUCUGCCUCAUUUUACCUGCCAACAUAGGGCGUUAUUUGCUAAUCAGAAUCUGGUGAUUAUUUCAAUAGCAGUAAAGUCGAUAGUCUGAAGAACACUCCAAACAAAGCCUGUUCUAUUGUAUGAAGACAGGCGGUACAUUUGUAAAACAAGUAGGUAUUACAUUGAACGCAAUAAAGAUUAAUUUUAUUAGUUUAUGUACUUGAUGUAUUCAUGUAAUAUCUGUGAAUUAUUUUAAUGUAACUGUUAACAAAUUUGCAGGUUAAUAACAGUGUUUCGGGCAUUGCAAGGGAUUUUUGACCAAGCACAUUGACUUGUAUAAAUGGA
This is a messenger RNA of Pristis pectinata (smalltooth sawfish), 2100 nucleotides long. RefSeq names its product coiled-coil domain-containing protein 178. The record is from RefSeq and is a predicted model, not a curated record. NCBI's taxonomy places the organism in Eukaryota, Metazoa, Chordata, Chondrichthyes, Rhinopristiformes, Pristidae. The transcript has 8 exons. The coding region runs from base 36 to 1079 and encodes 347 amino acids.